Molecule: messenger RNA, 1043 nt
Organism: Dreissena polymorpha
Lineage: Eukaryota; Metazoa; Mollusca; Bivalvia; Myida; Dreissenidae
Product: peroxidase-like protein
Exons: 7
Coding region: 1-855 (284 amino acids)
Biological process (GO): response to oxidative stress
Molecular function (GO): heme binding; peroxidase activity
Source: RefSeq, a predicted model, not a curated record
AUGACGAUGAACUCCUGGAGUGCUGUCACCAAGACUCAAAUGCCGAAAGGUUACAAGGACACGUAUAACCCACUUGUAGACGCUACAACACUGAACGUUGGUGGCCUGGCCUUCAGAUGGGGUCAUUCGACCGUUCGGCGAGAUAUAGCCCUUCUAGAUAAACACUACAAGAAUCCAAUCCCACCGGAACCUUUGUAUAAUCACUUCUUCAAGGUUCCUCUGUACCAUGCAUUCAAUGGUCAGGCAAUAGACGAUAUAUUGCGCUGGACUUCUAAUGCUAAGUGUUCCGGAUUAGACAGAUAUCUAGAACCGAGCGUGCAACAGAUUUUGUACAAAGACGAAACAGACGAGGUGUUGGAUCUUGCAUCUUUAAAUAUUCAAAGAGGUCGUGAUCACGGGUUGCCUGGAUACAACGCCUACCGUCACGUGUGCGGCCUCAGCGUCGCAAGUCAUUUCGGUACAGGACCUGGAGGCCUUGUAGACAUGGACCCGGACACUGCCAUGCUUCUGAAAAAAUUGUACAAAUACACAGACGAUAUAGACAUUUUCACAGCCAUAAUAUCAGAGAGAAGGUACGACGACGCAUGGGUGGGACCUGUGGGCCAGUGUAUUAUCGCCAAAUUGUUCAAGCGUUUCAGAGACGGCGACAGGUUCUUCUUUGAGCGACCGGACCCAAAAUUUGGCUUCACGCCUUCCCAACUACACGAAAUUAGAAAGAUAACAAUGUCUGCAUUGGUCUGUGCAACCAUUGACAUGCUCGAAAUUCAAGAAAACAUUUUCAGGACUGACCAGAUGAAGAAACCUUGCGACCUGUACCCGAAAUUAAACAUGGACCUCUGGAAAACACACGCGUGAAAAUUAUCGAUUGCAAUCUUUAAUACAAGUCAUAUAGAACGAUGACAUCUCAAUUUCUAACUUAAAGCUAAGAUAAUAUUUUAAGAAUGUAUUGUGCUAUAUUCAUUUUUUUUUCAAAUACAUUAAAAAUGUGUAUUUAUUUUUAAGUAUUGAUAGCUGAAAACCACGCAAUAAAGUAUAUAUUCAAA